GACCUCGAAAGAUGUCUCAAGUUUCUAAGGCUGGCUACCUUAUCGUGAGAACUUCUUUCCCAUCCGUUUUCAUGGCCAUACCAAGACGCUCUUCGUUUAGUAACUAAAGCAAUCGCUAGUUCCAUUCAUCAAACUCAUCUCCAAGUCCAACGGCGAUAACGUCCAGGCCAAUAACCCACAGCACUUUGCCUCGAACCGCAGCAAAAAUGUCACCACCCACCCCAGCCCUAAACCAAGCUAUAGCGGCCCGAACCGCCGCCCCCUCUUCCUCCUCCUCCACCACCACCGCUCCCACAUCCUCCACAACCUGCAACCACGAAUCCAUGCCCGACCUCUCCCAAAUCCCAGGCCUCCCGCAAUCCCGCUCCGUCUGGGCCAUCCCCAACUGGCCCGAAUCGCUAGCCGGCAUGACAGCCUGCUGCAACCUGAAACCCGACAACGAGGUACAUAUAGCUGAGCCGGACGGGUGCGCAUUGUGGUGUUUCAUUCCCGAUGAGUUCCUCUUUGAAAGGAAUAAAGAUGGGACGAAUGGAAAAAGGAGGGAUGGCGCGGUGGCUGCGGAUGCGAUGGGGCAGUGUGUGAGGAAU
This is a messenger RNA of Neurospora tetrasperma FGSC 2508, 587 nucleotides long. RefSeq lists its product as uncharacterized. The transcript has 2 exons. The annotation marks the transcript as partial. The record is from RefSeq and is a predicted model, not a curated record. Lineage: Eukaryota; Fungi; Ascomycota; Sordariomycetes; Sordariales; Sordariaceae.